AUGGCAAACAAUUCCACCUCGGAAAGCACAACAGUGAAAGUUGCUCUCAGGAUAAGGCCUCUUACGGCAGAUGAUUUGGUAAAUUUACCAUCACGAUUUCAACGAAACAUUCUCUCUACAACACCAUUCGCACCAAACCAAGUAACCGUCCAAGCAGAAAAGAAACAGACUUACACGUUUGACCAUGUUUUUGGUCCUGAAGCUAUCCAGAAAGACAUCUACGAUCGUUCAGUCAAAAAUAUGGUAGACAAGUUCUUGGAAGGAUUCAAUGUCACAAUAUUGGCAUACGGUCAAACGUCUUCGGGCAAGACAUACACCAUGGGCACAUCCGAUAAUACAUCUUCUCCACCCGACGAAAGGGGAAUAAUUCCGCGUUCGAUGACCACCCUCUUCUCAUAUAUAAAUUCGGCCCAGUAUAAAAAUCGAAAGUGUUCCAUGAAAGUUUCAUUCGUGGAAAUAUAUAAUGAGGACUUGAUUGAUCUUCUAGCUGAUAAAGAGGAAGAAAGUAGGCCUCAGGUUACGAUCAGGGAGGACUCGAAAGGAAAUAUUAUUUGGAGCGGAUUACGGGAAGUUAAAGUUAACAGUGUUGAAGAAGUGAUGGGCAAUUUGACUCGCGGAUCUCUACUUCGUCAAGUCGGCGCGACGGAAAUGAAUGCGCAAUCAUCGCGAUCACAUGCGAUCUUUUCGGUUACGCUUUCACAACAAAAAUUUGUAUCAAAUGGACCAGUUAGUCCAACGGGCACAUCCGCACGUCCGUCGACACCGAGUAGGACGACUGGGUCACCGCCGUCGAGAGCGGGAUCCAGAAUGAGCAAACGUAUGGAAGACGGGGACUGGGUUUCUGUGACGAGCAAGUUCCAUUUCGUGGAUUUGGCCGGCAGCGAAAGACUCAAACGCACUUCAGCAAUCGGGGAGCGCGUGAAAGAGGGAAUUUCGAUAAAUUCGGGGCUUUUGGCCUUGGGGAACGUGAUAUCCGCCUUAGGCGAUCCAACAAAAACAAAAUCCACAACGCAUGUUCCAUACCGAGACUCCAAACUUACCCGGUUGCUGCAGGAUUCUCUCGGUGGCAAUGCACAAACUUUAAUGAUCGCGUGUGUUUCACCGGCAGAAUAUAACGUCUGCGAAACCGUUAAUACACUCAAGUAUGCAAAUCGUGCUCGUAACAUCAAGAACAAUGCAACCGUCACCCAGGAAGAAGCUGGCUGGCAUGAUCUUGAACAUUUGCAAAAUUUGGUUUUGAAGCUCAGGGCUGAGGUCAAGGCCUUGAGGCAAGCGUCCGGAUCAGGAAGAAACACUCCAAGCGAACCCAAGGACAGUCGCCGAUCAUCCACGUCAUUAAGCAUAAUCACCACAGGUCUAGAUAUCCAAACUUCGAGUAAAGAUAAGGACAUUACUAUGCUCGAAGAAAAGUUGGUGGAACUCCAACGUUCCUAUUCGGAACUCACGGAGAAAUAUGCAAAAACUUCUACCGAAUUGACGAUGUAUCAUGAUAACAUGGAUCUUCUAUCAACAACCAAUCAUUUAAGCAAAAUCGACGAGGAAGAGAACGCGUUCUUAACGCACGCCUCCGAGUCUUUCCAGGAAACAAUUGGGCCCUUGAUCGCCGAGUAUGAAAAAUCGAUCGCUGAAUUAGAGAACAACCUCAAGAUUGCCCGAGCCUCUUGGGCAAACUCGGAGCAAAUGAUGCGUGAACAAGAGUCGAAACUUUCAGAAGCAGAAGAACUCAACACUAAAAAUCAAGACAUAAUAGCCGACCUUAAAAAUAUGGUCUCAAAACUCACGGAGCGUGAGGAGAUUUCGGAAAAUUACAUCAAAGAUCUCGAGACUAAACUCGAUGCGCACGCCGGGGAACAAAAAAAAGAUCAGGAAAUGAUAAAUGACCUCAGAAGCAAGAUUGCACAGCUCAGACUUAACGGCGAGAAGAGUGAGGGUGUUAUCCAGAAACUUGAAUUGAGGCUAGCGAAAAGCGAGAGCAAGGUUUCCAUAAUGAAUGAGACAACCCAGAAUUUGGAGAAGGCGUUACACGAAAGGGAGGAUGCAUACAUGAAAUUGGAAUCGAAGUAUAAGAAGGAGAAAUCCCUUGAUGAACAAGAUCAAAAUCUGUUGAUGUCCGAAAUUGAGGAAAGAGAUCGUAGAAUUGCUCAACUCGAGAAGAAAAUCGACGAACUUGUCACCGAGAUUGCUCAAAUGAAGAAACUCAGAGUGGACGUGAACAAUUCGAACACGCCAAUGUCAAGUGGCGAUUUUUCAGUGAUCAUGAAUCUUGAAUCAAAACUCUCGGAACUUCAGAAAGCUCACGAAAAGACUGUCGCCGAGUUCGUGGAUGUUAAAAGCAAAUAUCAAUCAUGUCUCGAAGAAAUUGAAGAGCUUAAUUCGCGACUUCAGGAGACCAAACUUCCACGACUUGGAGUGACGCUGGUCGGCGAUUCGGUUCCAAUGUCUCCGGUAACUGCUAACUUUGUUCAAGAUAGCGAGUCGUUGUCAGCUCACGUUCAUGGAACCCACCGAAAGGCAAAGUCUCUCUCUGAUGAGAUUCAAGGUGCCGAGAAACGUGAACUUUCAAGUAUGGCCAUGGUUCAAAAACUCCAAAUCGAACUCAAGCAAUUGGAGCUGUUACAUUCCGAUAAAGAAAAAGGGCUGAAAGCUGUUAAAAAAGAAUUUGCUCGUCUAGAAGUUAACCACCUUGAAACCCUCGAGAUCGUGAGCGAACUCCGUGAAGAGAUAAAACGACGAGACGCUUUGGCUCAACUUGAAGUUAUGUCGGUGAUGACCUCCGACUAUUCAUACGCGGAAUCCGGAUAUUCUGCCACCACCAGCGAAAUAGAUCAGUACGACAUCGUCAAUCGACUCAGGGAAGAGGUGGAACAGCUGAGGGAAGAACAGAAAAAGAAUUUAGACAUCAUUGCCCUAUAUGAUAGGGAGGACAAGAGUGAGGAGAUUAUGAAGAUUGAAUCGGACAUCGAUUUACUCAAAUCCGAAAUACAUGAUAUCAUCAAUGGCCAAGAUCGAGAAAGCACGAAGAAAGAAAGCCUUGAAGAAUUACAAAUCCAACUCAAAGAAUUAGAAGAGAAACUCAUAAGUGCACAAGAAGCUCAUGCUAAUGAAGUGACCUCCCGGCUUAAGGAAGAAUCAGAUGUUGCCAGCAAAAACGAAUUGAUGGAACUGAGACAACAAGUUGAAAAACUUCAAAAUGAAAUUGAAGUCAAGAGUCACACAAUUGCAGCCCUGUUGUUCCCGUCGAUCGAACAACAAAAUGCCAUUCGAGAGCUGGAAGACGAGCUACAAGAAACGAGAGAAGCUUAUGCUCUUGCCCUGGAGGAAAAAAACGGGUCGAGCACCAUCUCUGAGGAGACUACCAUCAAUAAUGUUGACAAGAAAAUCGAGGAAUUGGAAGAGAAAAUCAAAUCAUUGGAAGAUCAGUUAAUUAAGGCGAAAGAUUCACAAAAAGCUCUUACCUAUCAAAGUGCCGAAAUCGAUCUCGUCGAUUCUACCUACAAGACCGUUGAAACACUGGAGGAAAAAUUAGGCAUCCUACAACAAGAGCUUUCAACCAAAUCCGAGAUGGCCGAAGAUCUGAAGGGCGAACAUGAAACGGUUGUUGCGCUUCGAGAACAACUUGAAGCCCUCAAGUUGGAUAUACAUCACAAGCACGAAUUGAUUGUUAUACUCAAGCGGGAUCUCGCGGACAAAGCCAUGCUUCAGCAAAGGCUACGAGAAAAGGAGGCUGAGGCACUAGCUUUCAGAGCAAAACUCAUGGAAGUUCACAAGCAAGAAGAAGAAGUAGAGAUCGAAAUGAACAAGCUCAAAGCUCGCCUGCAUAAAUUGGAGAGUGGCGAAGACGUUAACAAGGUUCUUCAGGAUGAAUUGGAGGCUCUGCGAAACGAACUCAAGGAUGUCAGAGACAGGGAAGCUGUCGCAUUGGAACGAAUCCGAGCUCUUAAAGCAAGAUUGGGUUCGGACCAAGAAGAAUCCCAUCUUCAAGAACAGUUAGAGCAUUUGCGUACCGUUGAAAUCGCGCAAAGAGAAAGAAUUGCCGUCUUGGAAGAUAGACUUUCUGAGAAAGGCGGAAAAGUUGACGAAGAUCUUGUCAAACUAAGAACCGACUUGGCAAUUGCAAGGGAGGCCGAAUCCGCGCAAAAACGCGUAAUCGAAAAUUUGGAGGUAAAACUUAAAAAGGCUGACGAGAGGUCCCAAGCAACAAGCCUCAAACGUGAGCUCGCCGGAUUGAGAACAAAAGAAGCAGAGCAAAUUAAGAAAAUUCAGGAAUUAGAAUCUCAGCUGAACGAAUCGUGCAACAAUGAUUCUGAGCAA
This is a messenger RNA of Acaulospora colombiana, 4311 nucleotides long. The record is from the annotation of a GenBank genome assembly. Lineage: Eukaryota; Fungi; Glomeromycota; Glomeromycetes; Diversisporales; Acaulosporaceae.